Messenger RNA from Panicum virgatum (switchgrass), 2271 nucleotides. RefSeq lists its product as uncharacterized. The coding region runs from base 127 to 2046 and encodes 639 amino acids. The transcript has a single exon. The record is from RefSeq and is a predicted model, not a curated record. NCBI's taxonomy places the organism in Eukaryota, Viridiplantae, Streptophyta, Magnoliopsida, Poales, Poaceae.
GAGUCCACCCUUGGCCCCGUGCACCCGUCUCCUUCCCUUCCUCUUCCUACUCCCCCAGAUCCCACUGCUCCCCAGAUCCACGCCGCUGCCCUCGGCCCCAGAUCCGCCGCCGGCGUCCGCGGCGCCAUGGCGUGCCUCGCCAUCUCCCUGCAGCCGGUGAACGGCCCGGACAUCCUCCUCCAGACCCGGUCCUGGUUCCCCGUCUCCCGCGCCCUCGCCGCCGUCUCCGCUUUCCGCCUCGCGCGCCUCCACCUCGCCCGCGGCAAGCAGCAGUCCGCCGCCGCCGCCGCCGCCUCCUCCUCCGCCUCGCUCGACGCCAUCGGCGACGACCCGCUCGCCGCCGGAUCGGGCCAGCUUGUCGUCGGCGUCGAGUCGCAGUACCGCGUCGUGUACCGCCUCGUCAACUCCAUCUACGUGCUCGGCGUCACCACCGCGGGCUCCGACCACGCCGCCCCCGCCGUCCACGCCUUCGCCGUCGCCGACGCCGUCAACCAGGCCGUCUCCGUCGUCGUCGCCGCCUGCCGCGGCGUCGACGUCACCCCCGAGAAGGUGCACCGCAAGUACCCAGAGGUGUACCUCGCGCUCGACCUCGUCCUCCACGGCGUCGGCUCCGUCCGCCUCUCCCAGAUCCUCGCCACCAUCCAUGGCGACAACCUCGCGCGCAUGGUCAACUCCUCCCCCGACGCCGAAGCCCGAGCCCGUGGCGCGGAUUCCUGGCCUACUGUCGAGCACCUCGCGCAGGAUCGCCACGCCGCGAGGGAGGGCUUCUCGGGCGCCUCAUUCGAGCUUCCCCAGGAGACACUUGCUGCUGGUGACGAGUUCUCGUCUAACAUUGCUCCUGCGACCACAGUUGCUACUGGGGAUGAGCCACCACCUGAGGAGGCGGCUCCUGUGGAGAAGGAUCCCUUCGCGGCCAGCGACCUGAUUAACAACAAGCCAGAGGAGGCAUUGGUUGGUGGGUUCAAGAAGAACAAGGAGACUGCCCUCGUGGUUGCUGAUCCUGCAGCUGCACUUGCUGGGUUGGAGGUGACAACUUUGCCGCCAGCUGAGGCAACUAAGCCGACAUUUAUUGGAGUUGAAGGGUUUGAGGGUGACUAUGGUGGAAUUGAGUUUGGCAACGAGGAGGCUUCACUUGCUGAGGCGUUUGAAGGGUUCAAUGCGCCAUUUGGUGGUGGGCUGGAUGCUUCUGAGUUUGUUACCACGACGAAGAAGGAUCAUAAGGACAGGGCCAUAACUGGUCUUGAGCUAUUAGCAACCAGUGGGCAGCCACCGAAUGCAGCUACUGGUAUUCCAUUGGAGAAUCUGUUGGUGACAAAGCGCACAGAAAUGACCGCUCCUGAGUUGUUCAUUGCAGAGGAGAUCAAUGCAGAAUUCAAGGAGUCUAUUCUUGUGCGGGUUGGUUUGAAGGGUACAAUCUUCCUCCGAACCUUGCCAUUGAACAAGGCAGCGGGGAAGGAGACAGAGUUCUCAUUCCGUCUUGAGGGCACAUUAGGAAUGAAGAGGGCCGCAUUGCAGAGUAAUGUCUUGAGUAACCUUCAGAAUGGGCUAUUCCAUGUCAGAACUGUGUCAAAGGAGGAGCCCAUUCCCCUUAUGAAGUACAGCUUCCUGCCGAAGCACUCGCCUCUACCUUUGAGGAUGCGCCUUGUGAAGCGCCAUAGUGGGACAUUGCUCUCAGUGAUGAUACAGUAUGCAUCCAACCCAAUGCUGCCGCAGCCGCUGAGCAAUGUAACCUUCAUUGUUAAGCUUCCUGUGGACCCCACUCUGCUCAAUGUUUCACCCAAGGCUGUGCUGAACCGGGCGGAGAGGGAGCUGAGAUGGCACAUUUCAGACAUUCCCCUGAAAGGUCCAGCUGGAAGGCUCAGGGCACGAAUGCCUGUUGAUCAAGAUUCCAAGGAUGGUGAGCUAGAGGUCGUAGGGAUGGUGAAGUUUGCUUACCAAGGGCCAUUUACAUUGUCUGGCAUCAAACUACGUCCAGCCACCGAUGGCAUUGCCCAAUUUAAUGAAGUUGGGCAUACCUUUUCCAGUGGGAGUUACCUGUGCGUCUGAUAGGUACCUUCUUGUAUUGUAGGUGCUUCUUUACCUGUUUCUUUACAUUUGUUUGGUGUGAAAAUGCUAUUGUAUGUAGCAAAUUGUGUUUGUUUUUGUGAGGGCUGAAAUUCCAUCAUGUUUUGAGUUAUCUUUUGUUCUUGAUACAUCAACUGUGAUUACUGAUUACUCAUGAAAGCUACUUAAUAUUCAUAUGAAGAAACAUUGUGCUGCUAUUUUGAAUUA